Molecule: messenger RNA, 1167 nt
Organism: Bathycoccus prasinos
Lineage: Eukaryota; Viridiplantae; Chlorophyta; Mamiellophyceae; Mamiellales; Bathycoccaceae
Exons: 2
Coding region: 1-1167 (388 amino acids)
Source: RefSeq, a predicted model, not a curated record
AUGUCGAUGAUGAUGCCGCUGCUCGUGCCGCUGCUUCUCUCGCGCAAAAAAAGAGUUCGAUCGACGGCACUUUUCACCACCGAGGAGAGUACUUUUGAUCUGCUCAUGAUGUUGAUGUUCUCGUUAUUCUCGUCGCGCGAUUGGAACGACGAAAUUUCUCCAUUUUAUCCGCUCUCGUUCUCGGUCGCUUCCUCCUUUUCCUCCUCCAUUCGGCGCAUGCUCCUCGCGCAGAAGAGAUUCAGAGGCAUUUCUUUCUCGUCUUCUUCGUCUUUGUCUUCUUCUCGGGGCUGCCGCUGCGUUUGGUCGCGAGGAUAUACUUGGUGUUACGAGAGGCGCUUUGGAGGAAGAACAACACCCCGCUUCUCGUCGUCGUCGUCGCCGUCGAAUACCCCCACGGAAAGGAGAGAAGAAGACAAAGAAGAAGCACUAAAGGAGGAGAUCGAAAUAAUGACAAACCCAAGAUCGCCGAGGAGUCACGACGGUGAUCAUUUCCGAGGUCAAACGGUGCAGGAAACCGUCGCGUAUAAGAGAUAUUUAGCGGUGUACGACCGAACGGUUGAGUUCUCUUCCCCUGCGACAACACCUGCAAAUGCUGAAGAAAAGAUCUCGAUUAAAUACGACAUCGUCGGCCAUCCUCGGUCGGGGUUUCGAUUCGUCGCGGUUCUGCCGUUUCACAGCGGGACGAGAGAGUUUACCGUAUGCCGCGAGUACAUUCAAUCAGUGAACGCGAGCGGGGUGACGGUGCCGACAGGAGGGCACGAGCCGGAGAAACACGGCGAGGAUAUCGCGAACGCGGCGAAAGCGGAGAUGAACGAGGAGGCGAAGUUGGUUGGUGGGAGACUGGUGAAUUUGAUGGAGAAGAAGAGCGAGAACGAAGGAGAUAGGGAAGUGGGCGAGGAGGAGGGUUUCAUCGAGACGAAGUGGUGUAGGAAUAAGUUCGUGCCGUUUUUAUGCGUGGAUCCAAAGGAUGUGGAGGAAGGUCAAGAAGGUAAAUUAGACGUGGAGGAGUUCGCAUUGGAAACGUUUAGGGUGGAUUUGAAGGAGUUAAAGAGGAUGAUGUACUCCGGGGAGAUGAUGUUGCCGAGUAUUAUCACGUGUCAGAUGAGUUUGGACUAUUUAGUUAAGAGCGGUUUGAUUUCAAAAGACGAGUAUCACGGGUCUUCUUAA